AUGUCGACUCAUGCAAGCCAUGGUGUCCAUGAAGUUCACCACCCAGUGAUCGUUCGGCUUCGUGUACAAGUCGUCGAAGAUAUCGCCACACUUGAUCCAUCGUCAUUCAAUUGUUUGUACGCGACGUCCUCACUAUCGGUAAAGUCAGGACGUACUUCGUUGUCAGUGUUGAUCCAUUGCGUCUUGAUGCCUGCUUUGUUGGCGACAUCUGACCUUUCCCAUGAAGAAGCAGAUCUUGUCGAACGAGUGAGGUAUCUCGUAGCACAACUGAUUGAUGAGGAACGACUUACCCGACUUGGAAGGAGCAAUGAUGAGUGUGAAUUGAUUGAGGAAUGUGUCCUGACAAUCGAGUUCCCAGUCGAACUUCAUAAUGCCCAUGCUCUCCUUGUUUUGUCGAAGGUCUUGCAACUGCUCGUCAAUGGUUUGCUCUGGCUGGAUAUAGUCGGCUAAUUCUUUCAGUAUUUUGGCAUAUUGCUUGCUCUUCUCCUCAUCGGUCUCAUUCUCCAUCCGUUGUUUGAUGGUAUCCUGCAUUACUUCGGCUUGAUUGAGCGUAUUUUCUGUUCUUCU
This is a messenger RNA of Blastocystis hominis, 567 nucleotides long. RefSeq lists its product as hypothetical. The coding region runs from base 1 to 450 and encodes 149 amino acids. Lineage: Eukaryota; Bigyra; Opalinata; Blastocystidae. The record is from RefSeq and is a predicted model, not a curated record. The transcript is spliced from 3 exons.